UUUAUUAUGCGGAAGAACAAGACACUUCAGAGUUCACGCACUCCUAGAGAAAACCACUCCGCUUCUCUCUCCGACUCGAUUUACAAGCAUUUCAACUGUAAAUCUGUCUGCGAAGAGCUUUGAUUGAUCAAAGUAUAGCCGAUUUGGUUUCGAUUCGAUUCGAUUUACAUUUCGUUUACCACUGUGAUUCAUGAAUAUAUAGUUUCGAUUUCAAUCAAUUUCUCUUGCAAUAUUGGGGUUGAAGAUGAAGAUACAAGACAUCAUCUUCUUAGCUUUUGUAUUCUGUUUUGCUUCAAUUGACAAAUCCGUCUCUGUUCCGUCCAAAGAAACUCUCGGAAUUCCUCCGAAAGAUCAAAAUUAUUACAGAACAAUAUCUGGGUACAUCAAAUGCAGGGACGGAUCCAAGAAAUUCACCCCGGCUCAGCUCAAUGACGAUUUCUGUGACUGCCCCGAUGGCACCGAUGAACCAGGAACAUCCGCGUGCCCUAAUGGGAGAUUCUAUUGUCAGAAUGCAGGGCAUGCUCCAGUUGAAAUAUAUUCUUCUAAGGUCAAUGAUGGUAUCUGUGAUUGCUGUGAUGGGAGUGAUGAGUAUGAUGGUAAAGUGAAAUGCCCAAAUACUUGCUGGGAGGCUGGAAAAGUUGCUAGAGAUAAGUUGAAGAAAAAGAUUGCAACAUUUCAGGAAGGGGUCACUUUGCGAAAGCAGGAAGUUGAAAAAGCAAAACUAGCGGUAGCCAAAGAUGAAUCAGAAUUGUCAAAGUUGAAAAAUGAGGAGAAAGUACUUAAAGGGCUUGUUCAACAGCUUAAGGAGCGCAAGGAACAGAUAGAGAAAGCAGAGGAGAAAGAACGCUUGCAGAAAGAAAAAGAAGAGAAGGAGAAAAAAGAAGCUGCAGAAAGGAAAGAAAAAGAAGAGAAGGGAAAAGAGGAAGCUGACGAAGCUAAUUUAGAUAAAACUAAAUCUGUGGGUGAAGCUGACAGUCAAGAAGGAAAAUUAACAGAACGUACAAAUGAUGACAAAAUUGAACAACUGGAGAAAUCUCUUUCACAUCAGGACGUGGCACAAGAAGACGGAAAUUCAGUAGGUGAAACUGCGCACAUUGAUACUUCUGAAAAUGAACUCACUCCAAAGAAUGGAGUGGAACAGGGAAAUGAGGAUUCUGGCAAUCAAGCUGCAAAGAAAGAGGAAGAGUCUCCUGUUGCAUAUGAAACUGGUGUUGACACUGGAAUUGAGGAAAAAGAUGCAUCUGAAAAUACUGAAUCUUUGUCGAAGGAAGAGCUGGGUCGUCUUGUUGCUUCUCGUUGGACAGGAGAAAAUACAGGGCAGCAAACCAAGGAAGUUGGUGAUGUAACAAGUGAUAAUGAGAACCAUGAAGAGACACCAAAAGAUGCCCAUGAUGACGGAUACGAAAGCUAUGAAUCAGAAGCGGAGGAUGAUAGUCAAAGAUAUGAUGAAGACGCAGAAGACCCGGUGGAGGAUUUUGGGGACGAGGGUCAUCGCGAUUCUAGUUCUUCAGACAAAUCUGAGUCAGAUGAUGAAUGGGACUUGUCAGAUAUCAGCACAAGAAUCCCAUCUUGGUUGGGGAAGAUACAACAAACUGUGCGGAACGUUCUACAAGCUGUUAAUCUGUUCAAGACUCCAGUGAAUAUAUCCGAGGCUGCUCAAGUACGCAAGGAAUAUGACGAGUCCAGUUCAAAGCUGUCAAAGAUAGAAUCAAGAAUAUCAAGUUUAACUGAAAAGUUAAAACAUGAUUUUGGACCAGAGAAGGAGUUCUAUUCAUUCUACAAUAAGUGUUUCGAGAGCAAGCAAAACAAGUAUGUUUACAAAAUCUGCCCAUUCAAACAAGCUUCCCAGGUGGAGGGCUAUAGUACAACUCAGUUAGGGAGCUGGGAGAAAUUUGAGGACUCAUACAAAGUAAUGCAAUUUUCAAACGGUGAUAAAUGCUGGAAUGGGCCUGACAGAAGUUUAAAGGUCAAGUUAAGAUGUGGGCUGAACAAUGAACUUACUGAUAUAGAUGAGCCAAGCCGUUGCGAAUAUGUAGGAUUAUUAUCUACCCCAGCUCUUUGUCUGGAAGAAAGACUGAAGGAACUGCAAGUCAAAUUAGACUUGAUGAGCAGGGAACAACCUCAAGGUCACGAUGAACUUUAAGCCGUUCUAGGUUCACAUAGUUGAGUUAGUUGAUUCAUUUUCUUCGGAAGAAUCAUCAGUUUCAUCUUUGAAAGAUACCAUCAAACUCAAGUCGACCUCGUUGCAGGUAGUAUUUAUGAACUGCAAGCAAUAUAUGAAGCGACUGGGCUAAUUAUGUUUUUGUUGUGGAGCUCACUUCAUUUAAUGGUUUACAUUCUUCUUGAAAUGUUGAGUGAGGCUUAGGUAUGAAAAAAGAGCUACUAUUAGAAGAGGGGGUGAGUUGAGGCUUGGGAUCACUUAAAACAGUGUUCGAUAGAACUGAUCUUGAUAAUGUUAAUCUUCUUCUCUUUGAAAUGAACUUGUAGAAUGAUAUUUAUUAUCGGAACAUUUUAUGCACUUUUUGCCCCAACUGGACUUGAACCUAGACCUUCCACUUAAGAAGGUUGUAGAAGAUACACCUCUAGACUACAACUUUGGUCCGAACAAAUAAUAUUUCUCCCUUGUCUAUGUUUGGGUUGUGCAAUAUUGCAAUUUGAUUGAGAUUUUUUAGUUUUCUGAA
Cornus florida is the source of this 2681-nucleotide messenger RNA. Its product is annotated as glucosidase 2 subunit beta. Gene Ontology annotation, molecular function: protein binding. The transcript has 16 exons. Lineage: Eukaryota; Viridiplantae; Streptophyta; Magnoliopsida; Cornales; Cornaceae. The record is from RefSeq and is a predicted model, not a curated record. Bases 245 to 2143 code for a protein of 632 amino acids. Gene Ontology annotation, biological process: N-glycan processing. Gene Ontology annotation, cellular component: glucosidase II complex.